UUUUUUUUCCCCCUCACGUCUCCUUCUUCUUUCAGCAGUGAGCAGUCCCUUUUUAUUUAUUUAUUUAUUUUCCUUCUCCUCCUUAUUAUUAAUUAGUUAUUAUUAAUUAAUUGUUUAGUUGUUAAUUUAAUUAUUUUAUUUUUGAUUUUUGUUAAUUAAUUAUUUACAAUUUAUGAGUAUUGGUAAAUUGAUUAUUUUACUUUGUAUUUUUGUUUAAUUAUUUGAUUGAUUAAUAUGGGUAUUGUUGAUUUGUUGGUAAUUAGUUUAAUUUUUAUUUGUUAUUCUUGUUAAUUUGAUUAGUUUUACUUUUUACCUUAUUAAUUAGACAUUAUUUGUUAAUUAAUUGUUUAUUUUAUAUAGAUAUUAUUAAUUUAUUGUUAAUUUGAUUUUUUAUCUUUUUAUUAUUGUUAAUUAAUUGUUUAAUUUAUAUGGGUAUUGUUAAUUUGUUAUUUAAUUAGUUUACCUUUUACUUGUUAUUCUUAUUAAUUAGUUUUAGUUUGAUUAAUUUUGUUUUUUUCUUGUUAAUUAAAUAUUAGAUGUUUAUUUUAUAUGGGUAUUAUUAAUUUAUUAUUAAUUUGAAUAUUUUCUUUUUGUUCUUGAUAAGUAAUUGUGUAAUUUAUAUGGACAUUAUUACUUUGUUGUUAAUUAGUCUACUUUUUACUUCUUACUAUUGUUAAUUAGUUGUUAGAUUAAUUAGUUUUACUUUUGUCUUGUUAAUUAGACAUUAGUUGUUAAUUAGUUGUUUAUUUUAUAUGGUAUUAUUAAUUUAUUACUAAUUUGAUGAUUUUACUUUUUGUUCUUAUUAAUUAAUUGUUUAAUUUAUAUGGGCAUUGUUAAUUUGUUGUUAAUUAGUUUACUGUUUUACUUUUUACUUAUCAUUAUUGUUAAUUACUUAUUUAAUUUAUAUUGGGUAUUGUUAAUUUGUUGUUAAUUUAUUUAUUUUUUAUUCUUGUUAAUUUUUUUGUUAGAUUAUAAAUGGGUGAUAAGAAUAAUACAUCUAGAUCUUCUGCUAGUAGUAGAAGAACGGACUCAGGAUGGGCACAUGUGAUUCAAGUUAGUGAAAAUAAUACCAAUGAUCUUCAAUGCAUGUACUGUAUGAAAGUUUAUAAAGGAGGAAUUAAUAGAAUCAAGCAACAUCUUACUGGAGGUUACAAAAAUGUAGUUCGGUAUCCAAAAUAUCCAGAAGAUGUAAGGAAUCAAAUGCAGGAAUUCAUUGCUAAAAAAAGAGAGCAAAAAUCAAUUAUGAAUAUGGAAAGACCACCUGAAUUUGAUGAUGUUGAAGUACUGGGAUUAGAUGAAAAUGAAGAAGAGGAAGAGUUGAUGCAAGAAAUUGGCAGUGAAAGAAGAAGGCAAGUACUGGAGGUUACAGGUACUAGUGCUUCAAAAAAAUCAAAAGUUUUACCACCACAAAGUAGUAGAGGGCCUAUUGACUGUUAUUUUUCCCCUAGACCUACUAUUAUGGGAAAAAAUAUGAGGCAAACUACCAUUGAUGAAAAUAGUCCAGCUAAAAAGGAGUUAAGGGAGCGUGCUUGUGUUGCCAUAGCACGAUGGAUGUAUGAUGUAGGAAUAGCUUUUAAUGCUGUGAAUUAUGAUAGCUUUGGGAAAAUGAUUCGAGCAAUUGGAAAUUGUGGGAGAGAAAUAAAACCUCCAAGUUUUCAUGAGGUUAGAGUUCGGUUACCUAACAAAGAAGUGCAAAUCAUAAAUGAUCUUCUCGAGUCUCAUAAAGAAGAAUGGGAAAAUUAUGGAUGUACAUUGAUGUGUGAUGGAUGGACAGAUAGAAAAGGGAGAACCUUGAUUAAUUUCUUGGCUAAUAGUCCAAAGGGAAGUGUAUUUAUUAAAUCAAUUGAUGCAAGUGAUGAAUCAAAGACAGCGGCAUUGUUGGCUAGUUUGAUUGAGAAAGAAUUGAUAAAAAUUGGUCCCGAAAAAGUGGUUCAAGUUGUUACAAAUAAUGCAUCAAAUAAUGUUGCGGCAGGGAGAAUAUUGGAAGUAAAUUUUCCUCAUUUAUACUGGACUCCAUGUUCAGCCUAUUGUAUAGAUUUGAUGUUGGAGGAUAUUUUUAAGAUCCGUGUUUUCAAAGAAACAUUCCGCAAAGCUGUUGAGCUUACUGGUUUCAUAAAUGGCUCUUCAGGAGUUCUAAAUAUGUUGCGGAAGUUUACUAAUGGAGUAGAAUUGCUAAGGCCAGGGCAAACUAGAUUUGCUACUGCUUUUAUUACACUGGGAAGGAUUCAUCUUCAGAAAGCCAACAUUAGAAAAAUGUUUACUUCAGAAAGUUGGACAACUAGUAAAUGAGCUAAAGAGGUGAAAGGCAAAAAGUGUGAAAGGACGGUUUUGAGUCCUGCCUUCUGGAAUCAUGUUGUUUAUGCUCUUAAGGUUUCCGGUCCUCUUGUUCGUGUGCUUCGACUUGUUGAUAAUGAAAAAAAACCAGCUAUGGGAUAUAUUUAUGAAGCCAUGGAUAGGGCUAAAGAAGCCAUUGCCAACUCACUCAAUGGCAAUGAAGAGAAAUACAAGAGCAUUUUUGAGAUUAUUGAUGCAAGAUGGUCACUUCAAUUGCAUCGUCCUUUGUAUGCUGCUGGAUACUUUUUGAAUCCUAAAUUUUUUUUAUCCAAAUAAGAUGAUAAUUGAAUCUGAUGAAGAGGUCAAUACAGGAUUGCUUUCGUGCAUUCAUAAAAUGGAAAAAAAUUCAGCAAAAGUUGACAUGAUUCUUGAUGAAAUUGAGAGAUACAAGACAGCUGCAGGAACCUUUGGUUUCAUUUCAAGAACGCUUGGACAAUUUGGUAUAUGUGAAGUACAAUAGAGCGUUGCUACGCCGACACACUUUUGGGGAUAUCACAACACCUGUUGAUUUGGCAAAUAUUGAUGAAAGUAAUGAGUGGUUGCUUGGUGAAUUAGAAAAAGGCGAUGGGGAUGAUGAUGAUGAUGAUUCUCUUGUUUUCAUGAAUGACGUGUUGACCUGGGGUGAUGUUGGUAGAGCAGCUGGAGUUUCUGAAUCUCGUUAUGAAUCGAGAUCGGCUGCAAGAUCAACACCAGUUGAAACUCCAUCAUUUCGAAGGCCUCGUGCAAUGAGAGGUGCAUCCUCUUCGCAAGUUGAUGAUGAUGAAGAGGAGGAAGAAUUUGUGAUGGCCGUUGUUGAAAAUGAAGAUGAUUUUGGAAAUCUUGAUGAUGAGUAGUUUUAGUUAUAAGUUUUUUAUGUACUUCUUGCAUUUUGUUUAUUAUGACUUACAACUUAUUUUUAUGUAUUGAAGUCUGAACUUCUAUAAUUUACAUUUUCUAUUAUGUGACUUA
This is a messenger RNA of Hevea brasiliensis (rubber tree), 3282 nucleotides long. RefSeq lists its product as uncharacterized. Lineage: Eukaryota; Viridiplantae; Streptophyta; Magnoliopsida; Malpighiales; Euphorbiaceae. The coding region runs from base 976 to 2289 and encodes 437 amino acids. The record is from RefSeq and is a predicted model, not a curated record. Gene Ontology annotation, molecular function: DNA binding. The transcript is spliced from 2 exons.